Molecule: messenger RNA, 924 nt
Organism: Zasmidium cellare ATCC 36951
Lineage: Eukaryota; Fungi; Ascomycota; Dothideomycetes; Mycosphaerellales; Mycosphaerellaceae
Exons: 1
Coding region: 1-924 (307 amino acids)
Biological process (GO): regulation of cyclin-dependent protein serine/threonine kinase activity
Cellular component (GO): cyclin-dependent protein kinase holoenzyme complex; nucleus
Molecular function (GO): cyclin-dependent protein serine/threonine kinase regulator activity; protein kinase binding
Source: RefSeq, a predicted model, not a curated record
AUGGAAAAUGGAGACUCGCAGACGGUCGCUGUGGUCGAGACAGCUGCGCCAGCCCCAUCGCCCCCGCCGCCUCCAGACCCGAACCUAGACGAUGCCACGGCUGCUGUGCCAUUGCACGCCUCGCCGACUGAGAAGACCGACGAUCCGAUAGCCUUGGACUGCGAGACAUGGAACAUCAAAUCUGUGUCUGCGCUGGGCGCGUUGCGCAUGCUGAUCGAGGCAUUGGAGCGGCUGGCCGACGCGACUGGAGAUGUCCCGCCUACACCACCGGUCUCGAGGCCGUCCACGCCGAGGAGCAUGGAGAUGAGGAGAAUGCAUCGCAGGACACCGUCGUCGCUGAAACUGGCACAAGGAGCAGACGGCCUGCCCUCUCUACCCAUCGGUAGUCCCGAAGCCCAACCCCACGAACCCAUCACCGUGGAAGUCGGCGCCCAUGCCGAAGACAUCACCCUCCAACACGCCGCGAUAGCACGCCGCUUCUUCUCCAAGGUCCCCCCGCCCUUCACCCUCCAACAAUACCUCCUCCGCAUCCACCACUACUGCCCGCACUCGCCCGGCGUCUACCUCGCCGCAGUCGCCUACAUCCACCACCUCUGCGUCUCCGACCUGAUGGUGCCCGCCACAAACCGCACCAUCCACCGCCUCUCCCUCGCCGCCAUCCGCGUCGCAGCAAAAGCUUUGGAGGACAACAAGUGGGCGCAAGAACGCAUCGCGAAAGUCGGCGGCGUGAGCAACAACCAGCUCAUGAAUUUGGAGGUUACAUUAUGUUUUCUGCUGGACUUUGAGUUAUACGUCGAUGAGAAGAUCAUGGCGAGGAGGAUGUACAUGAUGCAACAGGCGGCGAAACAUGGAAUUGGGGCGAGGGGGCGGUUGAAUGAUCAGUUCAAGCUGAAGCUGCCGCAGCGUAACAAGGGCGUCAAAUGA